Molecule: messenger RNA, 312 nt
Organism: Knipowitschia caucasica
Lineage: Eukaryota; Metazoa; Chordata; Actinopteri; Gobiiformes; Gobiidae
Source: the annotation of a GenBank genome assembly
AUGUGCCCUGAUUUACAUUCGGAUGCAGAUCUCGUCAGUACACCUCUCUGGCCACGCCCCCCUCUGCACUCUGGCCACGCCCCCCUCUGCACUCUGAGCACGUCCGCCGUGGAACCAGGACAAACAAGCCUGUCCCACGGUAUCCCCACAGUCAGUCUGAUCUUCUGCGGCUGUGAACGACCGAGCACCGGACAGACAGGUACCUCCAUCCCCGCCAGCCUCAUCCAGGCUCCCCCGGGCCUGGACCCUGCAUGUCACCCCGGUUUGACAGCACCGAGCCCCCUGCAUGUGCCGCUGGGUCUGCCCCGUUAG